CAUUCUGACCUGUCGCUGUAGCAUUCUGUGAGGCAAGGGGUGAAGGAGAGCAAUGUAAGAGUCAGGCUGAAGGUGUGUCGGGGUAUAAGUAUAUCACAACGAAUUGGAUUCAUUCACUAGAAAAAUACAUCCACUAUGGCAAAUUAGUAUCCCUGUUAACACGGAAGAGACGCAAAGUCACUGUCGUGACCGCGAAGUUUUCAGUCAGGGGAAGGCAACGGUUAGCCUGGAAAGCUAGCUACUGUAGCUAACGCGUUACAUAUACUCGCUUUUGCUAGCAACUGACCUCCACCACAACACGGCGCAUUGGACUAGUGAUCAAUAAGUUACCCAUUCAUUGUCGUCAGCCCCCCUUGUCUCCUAACCCAAAGUGGUGCCCUGCGUCCGGGUCCUGGGAAUAUGAGACAGAAUGAGUCAGAGAGAUACCCUAGUUCAUCUGUUUGCUGGAGGGUGUGGGGGAACGGUAGGAGCCAUCCUGACCUGUCCCCUGGAGGUGGUGAAGACCAGACUACAGUCAUCCCACAUCACACUCUACAUGUCUGGGGUGCAGCUCAGUACCGUCAAUGGGCCCAGCGUAGCACGCAUGUCCCCUCCAGGACCCCUGCACUGCCUCAAGUUGAUUCUUGAGAAAGAAGGAGCACGCUCUCUGUUCAGGGGCCUGGGGCCUAAUCUAGUGGGUGUGGCCCCCUCCAGAGCCAUCUAUUUUGCUGCGUACUCCAGUACCAAAGAGAGACUGAAUGGAGUGUUUCAGCCGGACUCCACACAGGUCCACAUGGUAUCUGCUGGCUUGGCAGGGUUCACAGCCAUCACAGCUACCAACCCUAUCUGGCUCAUCAAGACUCGCAUGCAGCUGGACUCCAGGAACCGCGGGGAGAAGCCCAUGAAUGCGUUUGAGUGUUUGCGGCGGGUGUACCAGACAGAAGGCCUGCGAGGGUUCUACCGGGGAAUGUCAGCGUCCUACGCUGGAAUCUCGGAGACUGUGAUCCACUUUGUCAUCUAUGAGAGCAUCAAGCGGCGCAUCCUGGAGGCCAAGGCAGCGCAGCACAUGGAUGAGGAGGAGGAGACGUCCAAGGACGCUUCGGACUUUGUGGGGAUGAUGCUCGCCGCCGCCACCUCCAAGACCUGUGCUACGUCCAUCGCUUACCCCCAUGAAGUGAUCCGGACCCGGCUACGGGAGGAAGGCACCAAGUACCGUUCCUUCUUCCAGACUCUGACCACGGUGCCCAAGGAAGAGGGCUACCGGGCGCUGUACCGCGGCCUCACCACCCACCUGGUGCGCCAGAUCCCUAACACCGCCAUCAUGAUGUGCACCUACGAGCUAGUGGUCUACAUGCUGAAUGGUUAACCUCUGACCCUUGACCUACGACCCAAGAUGAAACCCCAGAGAGAGAUGGGCCGACGUUGAUGGAUGGCAUGAAGAGACCCCAGAGAAAUGAAACAGGAGAGGGACCAGGGACUGUCAUAUCUCCCACCUCCAGUCCCUCCAUCCUGUCUUUCGAAAACUAAAGCAAAUUGUCCCAAAAGCACAGUGUUUUUUGGGAUGGGGAGUUGUUUUCAGCGGUGCACAACACAGGAAGUGGGGUUGGUAGACAGGAAAUUAAUGUUUGUUUUGGGGAUAUGGUUUAAAGAUGUUUAAAAAGAAGCUGUCUCAUUGAAAAUUAGUCCUUAGGAGCCCUUUCUCUCGCUCUCUCUCAUUUUCUUGCCCCCUCUUAUUGUGUCUCUCCUAAAUAAGCUUUACAAGUGCAUAGCUUACUGGAGCAGGUACAUCGGGGAGAGCACUCAAGCUAGUUUAGAGUCUAACAAUGCUAAUCAUUUCUCUGGUUUGUGUGUCAAGGGGGCAAUUGGUAGUAGAGGCUUGUUGAGUGCAGGGAGGUCUUGAGGUGAGGAUAGUGUUGGAUAGGGUAUGUGCCUUGCAUGAUGACUUCAACUGACCUGUAUAGAUGCAUAAUAAUGAUAUGAGGGGAAGCAAAGGUCAGACCAGCCCUGGUUUCUGGAUCUCAGUAGACCACAGUUGGACCGCAGGCAUUCAGAACCACACAUAGUGCUGGGUGGGACGAAGCCUGGUCCCCUCCACCCCAGUUGGUCAACACACACACACACACACACACACACACACACACACACACACACACACACAGGGGCUAGUCCACUCUGACAGGCCUAACCUAACCUAGGAGACUGGCUAGCCCUGACUGACAUCCUGACUAACACUGUAGACAUUGAUACUGACUCCUACUGGAAGACAUAUGCAGAAGUCUUUACUGUAGGGCCUGGUCAGUGUGGACAGCACUUUCUCUGUGUGCAUUCUGUAAAGUGAGUUGGUUGACCGUAAGAACCUCUGACCCACUCCCUCAGCACCCAGACUGACCAGAAUCAUCUGCCCUUUUUAACUACUUGAAUGUUAACCAACUCAAGGAAUAACAAACUAAAGAUGAUGGGAGCAUUAUCUCGCGUCAAAGCCAGACUCUAUGGUAGUGAAACAAUCACCAACCUUGUGAAUAUACUAAGAACGAAAAAUAUUAACAGAAAAUAAAUAACUUAAAACAAUUUUAUAUACUGAACAAAAAUAUAAAACGCUACAAUUUCACUGAGUUUACAGUUCGUAUAAGGAAAUCAGUCAAUUUAAAUAAAUAAAUUAGGCCCUAAAUCUAUGGAUUACACAUGACUGGGCAGAGGGCGCAGCCAAUCAGAAUGGGUGAUUCCCCACAAAAGGGCAUUAAUACCCCUCAGUUUCAUCAGCUGUCUGGGUGGCUGGUCUCAGACGAUCCCGCAGGGGAGGAAGCCGGAUGUGGAGGUCCUGGGCUGGUGUGGUUACACAGGGCUGGUUGGACGUACUGCCAAAUUCUCUAAAACGACGUUGGAGGCGGCUUAUGUUAGAGAAAUGAACAUUCAAUUCUCUGAACACCUCUGGUGGACAUUCUUGCAGUCAGUAUGCCAAUUGCACACUCCCUUAACUUGAGACAUCUGUGGCAUUGUGUUGGCAAAUUAGAAAUGCUCACUAACAGGGACGUAAACAAAAUUGUGCACAACAUUUGAGAGAAAUAAGCUUUUUGUGCAUAUGGAAGAUUUCUGGGAUCUUUUAUUUCAGCUCAUGAAACAUGGGACCAACACUUUACAUGUUGCAUUUAUAUUUUUGUUCAGUAUAAUAAUGAUAUUAAAUGGUGUAUAUAUAUUAAUGUCUU
Messenger RNA from Salmo salar (Atlantic salmon), 3182 nucleotides. Its product is annotated as solute carrier family 25 member 36-A. The record is from RefSeq and is a predicted model, not a curated record. Gene Ontology annotation, biological process: pyrimidine nucleotide import into mitochondrion. Lineage: Eukaryota; Metazoa; Chordata; Actinopteri; Salmoniformes; Salmonidae. Gene Ontology annotation, cellular component: mitochondrion. Gene Ontology annotation, molecular function: pyrimidine nucleotide transmembrane transporter activity.